AUGAACUCGCUGUACACGCUCGCGACCAGGCAGACGGCCUCUAUCUCGUCUGAUCUGUCGAGAUGGGAAGCAGGCAUGCUGAGCGAGGGCGAGCGCAAAGCACUCAUUGGACAAGUGACUGCCAGCUUGGCAGGUCUCUCGCGGACGGUCGACGACUACGAGAACAUGUCGAGGCGAGAGCUCGUCCAGGAGAAGCAAGACAAAGCUCUGUUGCACGUUUGUUGCUUGCCACGUCGAUCAAGUCUGAUGGUGAUCAACAGGAGGGUGGAGAAGUUCAAGAGCGAGUACGCAGAGCUCAACAAGAAGUUCCAAGACCUCAAAGCUGCGCCCGAAUCGAACGCAACGAGCAAUGCCUUUUCGUCUGGCGCGGCACAUCGCAGAUCAUCCGUCAGUGGACGCAACGGCGCUUCCUCAGGACUGGCGGAGUCACCUUUUGCUUCAUCUGCUUCAUCUCGCUACCAGUCAGGAGCGCAAUCUCGUCGGGAGGCCCUUCUGGGCCAUCAGCCUCAACCGAGCACGCGUAGAAUCGGCGCUGCGUUGGACGAGAAUAGCUUUUACAACAAUGCAGGCAGCGCCCUGGACGACUACAUAGCUCAAGGACAGGCCAUCCUUGGCAAUCUUGGCAACCAGCGCGACAUGAUGAAAGGCACGCAAAGACGAUUACUGAGCGCGGCCAACACCCUUGGCCUGUCUCGUUCAACCAUCAGUUUCAUCGAGCGACGAGGCAAGAGCGACUCCUUCAUCCUCGCGAUCGGAGCCGUCUUUGUCUUUGUCUCGUUCUACUUCAUCCUUCGCUGGUUUGGAUGA
This is a messenger RNA of Mixia osmundae IAM 14324, 807 nucleotides long. RefSeq lists its product as uncharacterized. Bases 1 to 807 code for a protein of 268 amino acids. Gene Ontology annotation, biological process: endoplasmic reticulum to Golgi vesicle-mediated transport; vesicle fusion. Gene Ontology annotation, molecular function: SNAP receptor activity; SNARE binding. The record is from RefSeq and is a predicted model, not a curated record. Lineage: Eukaryota; Fungi; Basidiomycota; Mixiomycetes; Mixiales; Mixiaceae. Gene Ontology annotation, cellular component: SNARE complex; late endosome membrane; Golgi apparatus. The transcript has 3 exons.